UUCCUCUUAAAAAAAGUAUAAAAGAUUGGACUCCUCAUUGACCAUCACACAAUCUACACUGAAGUUCUGAAAGCGAAGAUAUGACAAAAAGACUCAUGGCAGUCAUGAGAGCUCUUGUGUUUCUUUUCUUGGUCUUUUCUGUUGAGAAUGCAGCAGCUCAUGAAUGCCAUCAUGGAUGGACACCUUUUGGUACGAAAUGCUACAAAUUCUUCUCUGAGUCAGUUGACUGGGUCACAGCUGAGAAAAACUGUCAAUCCGUUGAUGCAAAUCUUGCAUCUGUGCGCAGUACAGUGCAAAACAACUUUCUCCUGAGUCUGAUUGUGUCUGCUGGGAAACGUGUUUGGAUUGGUGGUCAUGAUGCUGAAGUGAAAGGACAAUGGCUGUGGUCUGAUGGAUCUCAGUUUGACCUUACCAAUUGGUGCUCUGGACAACCUGACAAUAUUGGUGGUAAAGAGAACUGCCUGGAGAUAAACUUUACCAAUAACCUGUGCUGGAAUGAUGCGCCCUGUUCACUCACAUACAGCUACAUUUGUGCCAAACCUCUGAGAUCAUGAAAAAUCUGUCUGAUUCAAAAGGACUGUGAUUGUACUGUACAUGUAGGCUACAAAAUUUUUUCUGAUCUUAUCCUUAAAACUCAGUAUCUUACUGAACCUUUCUGAAAACUUCUCAAAUCAAUAAAAGCAUUUAUAAAGGAAA
Molecule: messenger RNA, 696 nt
Organism: Paramisgurnus dabryanus
Lineage: Eukaryota; Metazoa; Chordata; Actinopteri; Cypriniformes; Cobitidae
Product: galactose-specific lectin nattectin-like
Source: RefSeq, a predicted model, not a curated record